AUGCUCCCACUGAUGCGCCUGCGCAUACCCCUCGACACAGUCACGCUGCACACUAUCACAAUCAGCAGUCGCCCAAGCAGCAGCAGCACCAGCAGCAGCAGCAGCAGCAGCAGCAGCAGCAGCAGCAGCAGCAGCAGCAGCAGCAGCAGCAGCAGCAGCAGCAGCAGCAGCAGCAGCAGCAGCAGCAGCAUCAGCAGCAGCACCACCAGCAGCAGCAGCAGCAGCACCACCACCAGCAGCAGCAGCAGCAGCAGCAGGCGCACCAUCCUACAAGGGAUAUCAGGGUCUGCCCAAGCAGGGCAAGUAACAGCAAUCAUGGGCGCCAGUGGGUCUGGCAAAACCACUCUUCUAGACAUCCUCUCGCACCGCAUCUCCCUCCCAUCCGCACCACUUCAAAUUCCAUCUGCACCAGAACCGCUUCCUUCACCUUCCGCUUCUCCACCUCCUGACACCCCACCCUCAAUAACUGCCCUCCCAACUCCCACCACCGCCCUCUCCCCUUCAAUAACUCUGAACGGGGCACCUGUGACAGCCAGCAUCAUGAGGCGAGUGUCAGCCUAUGUGAUGCAGGACGACCUGCUGUUCCCUGCGCUCACAGUGCGCGAGACACUGCUUUUUGCCGCUGAGCUGAGGCUGGGGAAUGGCAGGGUGGGGAGGAGGGAGAAGGAGGAGAAGGUGGAGGGGCUGAUGCGCCUGCUGGGGCUCACUCGAGUGGCGGACUCGCGCAUUGGGGAUGAGAACAGGAGGUACGUGAAGCGUUGGGAAGAGACAGGUGUGAUCUUGUAUGGAGAGGUGGAGGGGCUGAUGCGCCUGCUGGGGCUCACUCGAGUGGCGGACUCUCAAAUCGGGGAUGAGAACAGGAGGAGCGUGUCGGGUGGCGAGUGCAAGAGGGUGGCGAUAGGAGUGGAGAUGGUGGGAGACCCCAAGCAGACUUCACACCUCACUCAAUCCAACAUUCUUCUCACCUCUCCCGUUUACUCGUUUCCCUUCAGGGGUGUAUCAGGCGGCGAGCGCAAGCGGGUGGCGAUAGGAGUGGAGAUGGUGGGGGACCCCUCGCUGCUCUUAGUACUCAAACCAUGCUACUCCCUCUCUUCCUCUCCCUUCAUUCGCUCGUUUUCUCAUCUCAGGGGUGUAUCAGGCGGCGAGCGCAAGAGAGUAGCAAUAGGGGUGGAGAUGGUGGGGGACCCCUCGCUGCUCUUCCUGGACGAGCCCUCCUCGGGCCUCGACUCUACCUCGCAAGAGAGUAGCGAUAGGGGUGGAGAUGGUGGGAGACCCCUCGCUGCUCUUCCUGGACGAGCCCUCCUCGGGCCUCGACUCUACCUGGGUGUGUCGGGUGGCGAGCGCAAGAGAGUAGCGAUAGGAGUGGAGAUGGUGGGAGACCCCUCGCUGCUCUUCCUAGACGAGCCCACCUCUGGCCUCGACUCCACCUGUGCCUUCCACGUGGUCAAGGCAGUCAGAGACGUGGCGAGACUGCGCCAGAGCAUAGUUCUUAUGGUGCUGCACCAGCCCAGUUUCAGGGUCCUCAAUCUCCUCGACAACCUCCUUCUCCUUGGAUCUGGGCAUACGGUUUUUUCAGGCUGCCCGUCCGAGCUGCCAGGCUACCUCACGGAUUUUGGCUGCCCGGCUCCGCCGUUUUCCAACCCAGUGGAAUUCACCCUUGAUCUGAUCCAGUCGUUGCAGAUGGAGGGGCAGCAGGAAGGGCAGGGGGGGCUGGGACUGGAGGGAGGACUGGGAGGAUUGGGAGUGACGAGAGGUCAGCAAGGGGAAACAGUGGGGACAGAGGGAAAUGAGGGGCAGGAGGGAAAGGAAAGCUUGAAGGGAAGAGAGGAGCAGGACGUAGAGGCACAGGAUGGUGUGAAGAUGAGCGGUGUGGCACAACAAUCAAACGGCGGCGCUGAUACACCUGGCAUCCAGCGAUUGGCUGAGUUUCAUCGGGAGUGGGUGAGACUGAAGGGGAUAGGAGAAGGAGCGGGUGUGGAAAUCAACCUUCAAGAAGCAGUGGGAGAGCGAGGAGCAGAGAAAGGGCAGGAGGAUCAGGAGCAGCAACUGGGCGACGAGAGAGAGGAGGCGGAAGAGGUGGAAGGGCAGGGAAGUGUGAGGAAGCAGCAGGGAAAGUAUGCAAACGGGUGGUGGCGGGAGCUGUGGGUCCUGACAGCCCGGUCGGCUAUUGUGAUCCGAAGGACGCCAGCACUGUACCUGCUGCGCCUGCUGCUUAUCAUGAUAACGGGUCUGCUUAUAGCGUCGCUCUUCUGGCAGCCAGAGUUCAACACACGCGGGGUGCAUGAGCGCCUGGCCUUCAUUGCCUUCCUCACAUGCACGCUCUUCUUCUCCUCUGGGGACGCCACACCUCUAUUCAUACAAGAGGGCAAGAUUUGUCCGUGUGAGUCCACACCCCGCUCCCCCCUCUUCAACGCUCCCCCCCCCUCCCAGGAGCGCAACAUAUUUGUGAGGGAGACCACGCACAACGCGUACCGCCCGUCCACCUACCUGCUCGCCUCCACCCUCGUCUACCUGCCGCUGCACCUCCUCAUGUCCCUCGAUAUUAUUCUGGAGGCCUGGUGGUGCCUCAGCCUCACAGGGGGGCUCGGAAGGGAGCGCAACAUAUUUGUGAGGGAGACGACGCACAGCGCGUACCGCCCGUCCACGUACCUGCUCGCCUCCACCCUCGUCUACCUGCCGCUGCACCUCCUCAUGUCCCUCGCCAUCACUCUCGAAGCCUGGUGGUGCCUUAGCCUCACUGGGGGAGCUGCAGGGCUGGCCUUCAUGGUGCUUGUGUGCUUCUGCUGCCUCUUCACGGGGAAUGCCAUUGCCACCUUCGUUAGUGCCACAGUCAACAAUGUCAUUCUCGCCUAUGCGGUGGUCAUCACUGUUUUGGCAAACUUUGCCCUUGUCUGCGGCUUCUAUAUUGAGCGAGCCAGCAUCCCCUUGUACUGGCUCUGGCUACACUACAUAUCUCCUCUGAAAUAUGCUUAUGAGGCGCUUGCUCUUAAUGAGUUUGACCGGGUGACCUCGCUCUGCUACCUUUCUGCACGUGAUAUCUACUCCUCUACACCACUGUCAGUUCUGCUCGAUGAGGUGGAUGUUCAAAGGUCACUCGUUGCACUGCGUCCUGCUCUGAUUGACUCCCCGUUUGCUGAGGUGUCAACAUCCACCUGUCUUCAGACUGGUCCUGAGCUGGCAGCAUUUUAUCUGGGCCUAACACAGCUUGACAAGUGGCAAU
This is a messenger RNA of Closterium sp. Yama58-4, 3220 nucleotides long. The record is from the annotation of a GenBank genome assembly. Lineage: Eukaryota; Viridiplantae; Streptophyta; Zygnematophyceae; Desmidiales; Closteriaceae.